AUGUCUUCCAUGUAUAACCUUGUCAAGACUUCCAGACGUUCAUCGUCGAUGGAUCUCGACAGUACUUCUUCUUCUUCUGAAUCAAAGCAUCAAUCGAUGGAUAUGAUGUCCACCGUUGGCGGCAAUCUGUCUAUGACUGUUGUCAUUCAGCCACCAAGCAAACAAUCCCUUCGCUUAUCUUUCCCGGGCAACUAUCCGAUUCAGCAGUAUAGUGGACAUCGUCGAUACGAAAGUGAGGAGUCAGUGGAGUCGCAACACCGAUACACACUCUACAGCCAAGAGUCCCUAGGGGCCAUCUCGGAUGCCAGCGAUGAUCAGAACGAGGGUGGAGGUGCCCAUACCAACCAGUUGGAUCCUCGGCUCGGUUCGAGCAUCACCCUUGCUAACUGCUAUAGAGAGCCAAGGGAUCUACCCAUGAGCAAUAGCAUGAGUCCUCAAAACUCAACCGAGUCAGCUGUCGACCCACUACUCUGUGCCAAGAGGGCACCAGCCCCUACCUAUCUUUCUGCCCAAGAAUGGAGAACAACUGCCAUAGUUCCCUCGGGAUCAGCAGAGGUAAUCGACAUUAUGGAGACCGAACGGUUCACGCCACUCUCCAACUCCCUUGUCGUCCGCAACGAUGUUCAGAGGGGACUGGUCAUUCCAAGAAGGCCUACCAUCACAUCUUCUACGGCGAUCGCUCUAAGUCCUCCCCGAAGGAUAAUGUCCCCCAAAUCUGUUUCCCCAGAUAUCAUCGACCAGUUCCCUUCUCCCCCCACUUGCCGAGCCUUGGCCCGUUUCCCAAUCAAGGAACCUUCGGAGCGCUUGAGCCAGGAGACCGAAGAUGAUUGCUUUGCUGAUUGGUUACAACAGAUUCAAGACCGAUACCUCUCUCGACAGUCCGUAUUAAGCAAGCAAGAAGCCAUGCUCGAAUUCAAACAUUCGAUCCUCAGAACUUAUAAUACUGCCACCCUCAACCAAGAGAUCUCAGUCGCUUCAGAUCCAGUUCCCUUGAGAAUCAAUUCUUUCGAUUUCGAUACCUAUCAUGGACUCGCUGCCACUGAGAUGCGCAAUUCGACGUUCGCUUCUCAAGGGAUUCAUGAUCUUACGACGUUGUCGAAAACACUAACAACGUGUAAGAUCUCAAGCAGUGAGGGACAAACAAUCGAUUUAUGUGAAGAAGCAACGUUUACAGAGGAGGAAGAGAAGAAAGAACGAGAAGAGUUGAUGAAGAGCACCAAAUUAGACGAAGCUCAAUUGUGCACGAUCAAAGAUCAAGACGGGAAGAAGGUGCUUUUCAAGGAUGUCAUCCGAAAUCGUCAAACUCUCGUCAUCUUCCUCAGAUUCUUCUGGUGCGCUAAAUGCCAGGAUUACGUCCGAACUAUCUCCAAGUUCUUCGCCCCCGGAACAGAGGCUCGAAAGAAACUUGACGAAACUAAUUCGACUAUCGUCUUCAUUGGCACCGGAAGUUGGAAGAUGAUUUCUAGUUAUCGAGUAGAUUGUUCAGGAAAAUGGGCCUUCAUCGUAUUAUGCUUGGAGGCUCAAGCGAUCCCGCAACCUUACACAAAACAUUAA
Molecule: messenger RNA, 1554 nt
Organism: Puccinia graminis f. sp. tritici CRL 75-36-700-3
Lineage: Eukaryota; Fungi; Basidiomycota; Pucciniomycetes; Pucciniales; Pucciniaceae
Exons: 3
Coding region: 1-1554 (517 amino acids)
Source: RefSeq, a predicted model, not a curated record